AUGGACAUUCAGACACUCCGAUCAGAGAUCAAGGCAUGGGAAAGAGCAUACGCUGAUAAACACGGCCGCAAGCCUACGCCUAAAGAGGUCAAGGCGGACCCUAUUGCGAAAAAGUACCAUCUUUACAAUAAGUUCAAAAAGGCUGAAAGUGCUGGCACCGGUCCUUCCACCCCUAAACGGGCUUCCAAAUUACACUCGUCGUUGAACUACAAACCUGUGUCGUUUUCAGUCAAGACUCCAGAAAAACAGAUUUCCAAGAACAGACGAAGAUCUGUUUCCAAACAGCAGCAUGCCGACAUUGUCACACCCUCGCACCGGUCAUUGACCUUCUCUAAGGCCCCAGCACUGUCCAGAACACCUCAGAAACAGCUACAGGAUACUCCUAAAGCUGCGACACCCAAACCAUCCCCGAGCGUGCCGUUAGGACCUACACCUAGCAUUCAUGGAAGAGUAGUAAGUUUGCUGGAAGGACUUGAUGGCACACCCGUGAAGGAAUUUGCCACCCCCGGUAACGUUUCUACCCCAGUGAAGGUUGUUUCCAUCACCUCCGAGACGCCGACCAACAAACCAGCAUUGGAUGUCAACGACGAGUUCACCACACCUGCAUAUCUCAACCGCAUUUCUGUUGAUGUUUCUCCAUUCGAAAAACGGCUCUCUUUCGCCGAGAGAAUCAGGCAGUCUGUAGUCGAGAGUCCUAUCAAACAAAUGUCUCCUGAGAAGGAGUUGUCACCAGCUAACCAGACUGAAGAGUAUGAUGACGAUGAAGACGCUUGGCGUGAACUUGAAGGACUGCCUCCUAAGCCCAAAGAGCCUAAGAUCGUUGAUGUUACAUUCGACGGGGAGGAACCUGAUGAGCUGGACGAGAUCAUGGGAACUGUGGAGGUCCAUAAUCCUUAUGAUGAACCUGUGCAGGACGAUUUAGAUUGGGUUCAUGAAACUGCUCUUGAAGGAGAGACUGCUCUCAGUGCUCCUAUCUACAAAGAAGGUGGUAUCAAGAAACGCAAGCAUCAGACGCAGAAGCGAACCACUAAAAAGGCUAUUGUGCGAGUCGAGUCUGAACAGCACAAGAAGGCCAAGGUGGAUAACGACAACUUCUCCACCACCAACAGACUCAACACGGGAUUCAAGGUCAAUAUGGGACAGAAGCAGUGGGCCUCGAGGUUUAAGAAGUGA
This is a messenger RNA of Yarrowia lipolytica CLIB122, 1173 nucleotides long. RefSeq lists its product as uncharacterized. Gene Ontology annotation, biological process: double-strand break repair via break-induced replication; DNA replication; DNA replication initiation. Gene Ontology annotation, molecular function: single-stranded DNA binding; DNA replication origin binding. Gene Ontology annotation, cellular component: DNA replication preinitiation complex. Lineage: Eukaryota; Fungi; Ascomycota; Dipodascomycetes; Dipodascales. The record is from RefSeq and is a predicted model, not a curated record.